Molecule: messenger RNA, 639 nt
Organism: Cokeromyces recurvatus
Lineage: Eukaryota; Fungi; Mucoromycota; Mucoromycetes; Mucorales; Mucoraceae
Exons: 2
Coding region: 129-572 (147 amino acids)
Source: RefSeq, a predicted model, not a curated record
AAAAUAAGAUAUAAUUUUCUUCUCUUAUUUUUUUUUAAAAAAAAAUUAAUACAAACCUUUCUUUCUUUCUCUCUCUCUCUCUCUCUUUCUUUAUUCAUUCCCUUUCCUUUUAAUCUUACUCAUUUCAAAUGCUGACACAUUGUCAAGAGAAAGCUUCAAUACCCAAUAUAACAGAGAUGAUAUAUCGUCUUAAAACACGUCUGGCACUAGCUAAUUUUAAAAGACAACAUGGCUAUGAAAAGUAUGAUUUACAUACAUUAGAAUCUAACUUGUUAAGGAAAAAGAAUAUUCUUCAUAAACAAAGAACCUAUCAUCAUAUCAAUAAAUUAACAACAACCCAUAAAAAGAAAAAGAAACAAAGACAUCGUUAUUAUCCAACCAGUUCGUUCUUACAUCAUCGUCAUAGCAAUAAAAUACUCAUCACCCAUCCACCCGCAGUGCCUUUACUACUAAGUUAUCCUUUAUCCGAAAAACGUAGUACAUCUCCACCCCAAGUGCAUACAUCCAUUUUAUUAGACGAUGAUGAAGAUACAGCUGCGAAUAUUCUUGUUAUGUUACAUAAUAUGUCUUGAAUCAUCUCCCUUCUUUCUUCCUUUUUGUUAUACGGCUUUUAUUGUAAUAAAUUGUAUGUAUGUAUGU